Messenger RNA from Lutzomyia longipalpis, 5353 nucleotides. RefSeq lists its product as uncharacterized. The transcript is spliced from 9 exons. NCBI's taxonomy places the organism in Eukaryota, Metazoa, Arthropoda, Insecta, Diptera, Psychodidae. Bases 826 to 5298 code for a protein of 1490 amino acids. Gene Ontology annotation, biological process: protein desumoylation. Gene Ontology annotation, molecular function: SUMO-specific endopeptidase activity. The record is from RefSeq and is a predicted model, not a curated record. Gene Ontology annotation, cellular component: cytoplasm; nucleus.
CAGUCGUACCAAGAGAUGCGACCGAGAAGCAUCGAGACUUCCUGCCAUACCAUGUCAUUUCCUUCCGGGAAGCUACUGGAAGUUCAUCUGGAUCAUCCUCCUUGAUGGGAAAUGUGUGAAAAGUGCAGUUUUUCGUGGAAAAUAUGUGUAAAAAUGAGCUUUUCCCCAUGAAGUUAUAUCAGUGGUAUACAGUGGGACCACUAUGAGUGGUAUUAGUAAUCCGGAGAAGUCCCACUUGCCAUUCCAUGUAAGAUACAGAUGACCGUUAAAAAAUUCAAAUUUGACACACGCACACACUGACACACACUAAACGCCAGCAGCGCCCUCGCCAUUUGCUUUUUCCGUGUGGAUGCGUUGCCGCUUUCGCGUUAAAUAUUUUUAUACCCCAAUUUUCCAAAUUUUUCCGUCUUGUGAAAAUACAGAAAAGUGGACAAUAUCGUACAUAAGUGUGCAGUGAAGACAUUCACUUAAAUUUUAUCUUUCGAUUGCCCGUGAAUUGGGUGUUUUAGAGGUGAGAAAGGUGCCCCUAUUUGGCAGUUCUCAUUGCCACUGACGUCCAUCACUUUUUCUCGGAGACUUCGCAUCAAUUUGGGGCCACUUUCCCCACAUACCGCUGCAUCUUCUCAAUCUCAAAUCUGUUCCUGCUGCCAGGAAUCUCUCGAAGGAAAUUUUCGAGAUUUCUCACUCAUUUUCCUGGCAUUUUUUGGGGGAAUUCCUGCAGACAAAAAAGUUGCAUCAGCUGAAGGUGUCCGGAUGUUUGCUGCAGGAAAUUUUCAAGGCGUGUUUUCUCCUCCUCCGCAGGAUCUUUUAGCAUAGCACCAGACAAUGGCACAAUAUUUCUUUGUGCAAAAUGCCGAUGAGAAUGAAUGCUUCUAUUCGGGCAUUAGGGUAGUGAACAUAUCGGAUGACUUGCAAAUCCAACCGCAAUCACGGCUAAUCCUCGCAGAGCCUACAGUGAUUGCGGAAAAUCAAAUGCAGUAUGUCUACCAACAGAGGCCAAAUACUCAGCAAGUUGCCCAACCACAGCAGACGCAAUACGUCCUCCAGGAGGAUGACAUUGUUACGGAUUCCUUCACAUCGCAUCAGAUUUACGUAUCAACGGAUGGAUCGGGGAAUAUUCAGCGGCAACUGCAACACACGGGGUUAGUGCAACAGAGUCCCGAGCCACAGGCACAGCAGGUAAUCAUCCAGCAACCCCAGACGAAUCGUGUUAUCCUACAGUCGUCACCCACUCAACCGGUGAUCGUCCAUCAGCCCACAGUUCAAGCUCAGAAUCCCGUGGUGCUGAAUAAUCGUGCCCCGCAGCAGAGUCCAAUGCAGCAGCAACAGCGUAUAAUCUACGACUCCACGCGACAGGCUCCCGUGUACACGAUUACGACGCCACAGCCGCAGAUUCAGGCACAGCCGCGGCCAAUGCAGCAGAAUAUCAUUGUGCGCCAGCAGGCACCACAGAUGCAGCGCCAGCAGAUACGUAUGCAGCAAUCCACGCUGACGUAUCAGCGCGCCCAGACGCCGACUACGGUGAUUCAGAAUCGUGCUACAGUGGCACAAACGCGAGCUUCUCUCUCUCAACCACGACACACCGCAACCACACCCGUGAGACAUCGCUAUAGGGCCCCAACGACAGUAGCCACGCCUCGUGCACAAGUUGCAGCACCACGUGUGACACGUCCUGUACGCUAUGCGUCCGUGACAACACCACAGCAACCUCGUCCGCCGCGUGUGCUCAAUUCCGGUCUUAUACGAAUGUCACAGCCGGAACAGCGUCAAGCCAGCUUCUCCGGCAGUAUUCCCACCACCACGAGGAUGCUCACGCCACUCGGGAAGGUCAAUCGCACCUACCCGAAUAUCCAGCAGAAGCCCCAAACUGCGGUGGCAACUCAACCAAGCACGACGAGUAAACUUGAGGUGAGGAAUAUUGUGCCAACGUCACAGUCCUCAAAUGACCCAAACGGUGAUCUCGAGGAGAGUAUAACAGCCUCAAUUCUCGAGAAGAGUCAAAUAACCGUUAAUCAUACUGAGGAAUCAACAACAAGUGAUGAGCAGUUCUCAAGUCAGGAGAGCACAUACAGUAGCGUCUCAAAUGGCUCAUCAAUUGAUCUAAAACAACGGAAAGUCAUGAAGGCAGGCGAAGCUGUUCGUGGUGGACGUGGUCGUGGUCAGGUGGCGCAGCGUCCAGCCGUGAAGAGGCCGGUGAAUCAGUCGGUGCAGGAUCUCUUUAACAGCAUGUCAACGGAUGUGGAGCAAACGAACCAGCAGCAACAGCAGCAGCAGCAGCAGCAGCAGCAGCAGCAGAUGCUACUGACACAGAGUAGUCCGGAAUGUGAGACGCGAGAGAGUGCCAAAAUGCUUGUAAUUUUGCAGUGUGGCGAACAAAGGCUAAUCACGUUCACAUUGCCGAAGGAAUCGUGUACGGUGCAGGAAUUGCUUGAGCAAGUUGGUGUACCUUUUACACCAGACACGAAUAUUCAGUGUGUUUCAAAUCCGGGAGCUAAUAUUGACUACGUGGUGACUGUGGGGGAUCCGGUACAGGAUAAUGUAUCCAAUGAGAUUGUUAUGCGAACGGAAAAUAAUGUGGAGCAGUUGCAGCAGCAAUUUCAACAACCAGUGCAGCAGCAGCAACAGCAGCAUAUUCAACAGCAGCAGCAGCAACCAACAAUGCAACCACCGCUGCAGCAGCAACAACAGCGAUCACCCAUUCGCCCGCAACAGGGUCAAUUUGUCACAUCAACACCAAUCUCACAGCGGCAACAGAGCUUCGGAGCUGCAACACAGCAGCCACAAUUGACACCUAUUAAGGCGGCUCCACCCCCAACGCCAGAACCACCGCCAGAGCCUCCAAAACCCCCAGCUGUGGAACGAAAGAUAAUCCAAGGAUGGCUUGCUUUGUGUAGCAAUUGUGGCUUCUGUGGCAUCGAUCAUGCCAAAUGUGAGCGUUGUCAUCACAUUCUCGGUGAUACAUAUAAGCGGAUCCCAUGUAGUCAGCCGAAGCCAACGCCAACGACUCAGUCAGCCCCAAUUAGAACACAAAUCCCUGCUUUGGCUCUUCCGACGCAAUCAAAGAUACAGAAGCAAUUUGUACGGAUUGCCAAAGAACCCAUAGCGAUGCAGAAAAAGGUGGAAUUGGUGCCAAAGAGGCCAGUUCCGGAAUUAACGCGCACCAUCUCAUCAUCUUCUUCACUCUCAAACAACUCCAUGAACUCCUCCGCAACAUCCUCCACCACGUCCGCCAUACCCAAAAACACCACUAUGCCCGUGCUAAAGGUCACAGAGAGUAGUUCAGCUGCAAAAGCCCGUACAGCAGCUGUACGCAAUAGGACGCGUGCAACAAAAACGGAAGAACCCAUUAUUCUUACUCUCAGCAGUGACGAUGAGGAAGAGACGCCUAAACCCAAGCCUAAGCCCAAGAAGUCGGUUUCUACUAAGACGGAAGAAAUAAAAGCUCUCGCCUGUGAGCCUGCGAUUCCUGAAAUGGAGAGCCCAAUUAAAGGCAAUGAGAGAUUGUGCAUUACAGACUUAACAGAUGUUCCUGACAAGCUCCUUACAUCCAUACAAUGUAGAACGAUAAGAAUUGGUACGCUGCACUACGAGCCAAAGGAGCAGGUGAUUUUUUCAUCACGAGGAGUACGAAUAAUUGCCCCGAAUGUCAGAAAUGCCAAGGAAAAUAUAAUCCUAGAUGUGCAGAUCAAGGAAAUUGUAAAGAUUAUAGCACAUUUUGGUAAAAUGCUGCCCAUUCUCUUCAUCUAUACAUCCCCCAGUUGUGCAGAAUACAUUCGGAAUAGCCUAGAUAUGGCAUCAAGUGCCUCAAAAGGCCCGUACUUUGAUCCAUGUACACAUAAACACGAAGCUGUGCGCAGAAUAACAAUUCUUGCAGAAGUAAUAACGGAUGAAACAAAAUCAGUCAUUAAGUCGCUAUAUAGUGUUACGGAAUUGGAGGAGAUCUCCUAUAAGGAUGCCAGUGAGCUUUACAAGCGGUCCACAAUGAAGAUUGAUCAAAUGGCAAACACAUCAAGUGCAUCAGCUGAUGAGGGUGGAAGCGGGAAUUCCGACGAUGUUCAUCAGAUUCUCAUCUAUCCGCAAGGCAAAGGAGGGAUUUCCAUCAAUACGGAAGACUACAAGUGCUUAGCCAUCGACCAAUAUCUCAAUGAUGUGAUUAUUGAUUUCUAUCUCAACUAUCUGCGGUUGUCGGUCUUCACGGAAGAGCAACGUGACAAGACGCACAUCUUUAGUUCAUUUUUCUACAAACGCCUCACGGCAAUGUCAACGCGGCAGCGACAAAUGGAAAAGGAUCUCAAGAUGACGGCAUCGCAGAAGAGGCAUCAUCGUGUCAAAGGGUGGACAAAGAGUGUCAAUCUCUUCGAUAAAGAAUUCAUCAUAAUUCCUAUAAAUGAACAAAGUCAUUGGUUCCUCGCUAUUAUUUGCUUUCCCGGCCUAAAGGGCCCCCAAACGUACGAUGGAGGGAUUCCCGUGAAAGUGGCCCCAACGCCCAAGAAACGUGCCUCAAAGGAUGGCGAACGGAAAGUAUCGGUGACCAUUGGGAAUACAACAAUCACGCCACUCACGAAGAAGGAAGAAGCAAUUUUCCUUAAUGAUGAUUCAGCGAGCGAACGUGAUGAGGCAGAAGCUGAUGAGAGUGACAUGGAGAGUGAAGAGAGUGAACCAGAAGUUGAGCCAGGCCAUCAAGCGAUCAAGCAGCCGUGCAUCUUAAUUUUCGACUCCCUGGCUGGAGGCUACCGGAGUCGCGUGGUGGCUACCCUUCGGGAUUAUCUGACGUGUGAGUACAAGGCAAAGGUGUGUCCCACGUCGGUGCAUACGUUCAAUAAGACAAAUAUGCCGGGACACACGGUAAAGGUGCCACAACAGAACAAUUUCACAGACUGUGGCCUGUACUUGCUGCAGUACGUUGAGGAGUUCUUCAGUAAUCCCAUUCGAGACUACAGAUUACCCGUGAAGCAAAUACAAAAUUGGUUCACAACACUUGCCGUGACGAAGAAACGUGAAGAUAUUUCGAAUUUACUUAAGGACCUCGUCAAGGAGAUGCACCCUGAGCGUUUGGAUUUGCUGCCGGACAUCACUUUUCCCACCCAGGAUGGUAAACUAAUUGAAACUGAAGAGAAUUUCGAGGAGGCGGCCGAAUUUGAGGAAGAGGAGUUAGACGAUCCUAAUUACGAAAUGGAUGAUGAGGAUCUAACGGAAGAGGAAUCACCCGAGAAGAAAAAUGGGAAGAAACUACUCAAGAGAUCCUUUGAAAAAACUGAUAAAAGUUCACCGGAUAAGAAGAUAGCUCGUACGAAUUAAGGAACAAUUUUAGGAAUCUAAUGGAAAAUAACAAAAUCAAUCUUUAAAAUUCAAA